GAGCCGCACCGAGCACUGCUGCACGCUCUGCACUGCAUUGCCCGAAUCUGCAGGUGCCCCCAGCUUGAUUAUCACAUGCUCCUCUCCGCCUUUUCUGUACUCUAGUCUUGUGUGGUUACCUGGCAACGGCAGGCACAUUCCACACACCAAAAAAACAACAACCGGUACUCCAAGUACCGGUACCACUACCCCAGCGUCAUCCAUUAGGUAACCCCUUCUACUCUCCCUUCCACUCCCCGCGAUGCCCCAGGCCGGCAUGCUAUACACGGCCCUGUCCACGAGCACGAUCUGGACCGUCGGCCUCCUUAGCAAACUGUUCCUCUACGGCGCCGCGCGCACUACGGUGACAGGACUCCCUGCCUUCCUCUCGCUGCUCGAGUCCCGGCGCCGCUCGCUCGCCGCGGGAGAGCCGAUCCCGCGCGGGCUAUUGACAGCAUCAAACCACAAGAGCGUUUUCGACGACCCCCUAAUCUGGGGCACCCUCCCCCUCUCCCACCUCCUCCUUGGCCCCGCCAACCACCGUCACGCGCUCGGCAGCGCCGACAUCUGCUUCACGACUCUCCCCACAUCGGUGCUCUUCCGUCUCGGCCAAGUCCACCAGACCUACCGGCUGCACAAGUCCCCCUUGGGCGGGCUAUUCCAGCCGACGCUCAACGCGCUGCCGCAACUACUGGACGGCGGCGCGUGGGUGCAUAUUUUCCCCGAGGGGAGGGUACAUCAGCACGAGGCGCAGCAGAUGCGCUACUUCAAGUGGGGUGUGGCGAGACUGCUGCUCGAGCCGCGCGUGCAGCCCACGUUCGUGCCAAUGUUUGUGACCGGCCUGGAGCGGGUCAUGGCGGAGGACCGGGGGUUUCCGCGGUUCUUGCCCCGGGUCGGGAAAAGGAUUAGAGUCGUGUAUGGUGCUGCGGUGGACGAUGGGCGGUUUGCGGAUUUGAGGGGAGAGUGGCGGGCGCUGUGUGAGCGGGAGGGCGCGGCAAGGAUCGAGGAUAGUGAAGUGCUCAGGACGGGACGGGAGGCGGUCGCGUUGAGGAUUGAGGCUACGAGGAGGGUAAGGGAGGAGGUCCUCAAGUUGCGGAGAUCACUGGGCUAUCCCGACGAGGAGCCGGGUGCUGGUGAUCCAGACACCUACCGGCUACCGGGCAUGGACGCGAAGGAGGGGAGGCUCGCAGAUGGCACGUUGGUGAAGGAUACGUAACGUUGUACACGUGCUCAAGUAGGUAGACAGAAAGA
This is a messenger RNA of Tricharina praecox, 1230 nucleotides long. RefSeq lists its product as uncharacterized. The coding region runs from base 242 to 1195 and encodes 317 amino acids. Gene Ontology annotation, molecular function: 1-acylglycerophosphocholine O-acyltransferase activity. Gene Ontology annotation, cellular component: mitochondrial membrane. Lineage: Eukaryota; Fungi; Ascomycota; Pezizomycetes; Pezizales; Pyronemataceae. The record is from RefSeq and is a predicted model, not a curated record. The transcript is spliced from 3 exons. Gene Ontology annotation, biological process: cardiolipin acyl-chain remodeling; inner mitochondrial membrane organization.